AUGCAGCAACUCAAUAAAGAUAUUGAAUCCGGCGGGCAUUAUCGCCCAUUAGCCGAAGGAAUGCAAAAAGAUAAACCAACAGAGAGCGACACAGACCAUUUCUUAACUCACCCAACAACGCAACAAAAGAAGCCAAUUCGUAGUACAAAGAAGAGGGCGGAUAUCCAGGCAUCCUUCAAGGCAAAAACAGAUAGACCUGUACCUGCAGGAUGUGUUUGGGCUAUCUGCGUAGGCGCAGAAGUUGUAAGUCUAUAA
This is a messenger RNA of Eimeria maxima, 255 nucleotides long. RefSeq lists its product as uncharacterized. NCBI's taxonomy places the organism in Eukaryota, Apicomplexa, Conoidasida, Eucoccidiorida, Eimeriidae. The transcript has 3 exons. The coding region runs from base 1 to 255 and encodes 84 amino acids. The record is from RefSeq and is a predicted model, not a curated record.